GAGCAAUUACAAAAAAGAGUGGUUUACCAGUUCCGUACGCAAUGUCCGGGAUUCUUGCUGGCGGUGGUCCACCUGGGGUGCAAGGUGUAGAGCCGCCACACGAAAAUGACGAGUGCAAUCACCGCCGCUCAGGUCGUGCUGGCAAGCCUCACGAGCUAGUUCCGCGCGCUCAUGAUCUAAACGCCAAGCACUUUCGUGGUCAGCACUACGUGACAUCCAACAGUCACAUAGGAAAUUACUUUCAGACCGGCGCAGAGGGAGAACCACAAGCAGAGGACGACAGAGGACGAGGUGAUAGUGGUAGGCAGGACUACGGGAAUAUGUCUUCCUCUUCCUCAUCUUCCCGAGUACCACAGCAGCAAAAGCAGUACCAGGACCUCCCUGGUCGUCACUCCGGACAGCAGGGAACGGCGCGAGGUACAGCGGAAGCAGUGCGGGAGCAGACGAGGCGCGAGUUCCAGAGCACUCAAAUGGCUUUGAGGGAAAACCAGGCAAGGGCAGUGCACGGCAACUUGUUUAGAAAGGGUUACCCGGAGCUCGCCGAUGUAGAUUUGCGGCAUCAACAGGAGUAUCAUCGGCCUCCAGAUGGGAAAAGUCACAAGUCCACUAACAACGGGGCGAUAAUAGGUGCUUUUCAGAACGAGCAGAAAGGUGGACGAAGAUCAGGCUGGAAUAUGGGAGUGACAGCGGCAAAUAACACUACCACGAUUCCGAGUACAGGCAGGGUUGUCAACUUCAAUACGAAGACCUCAAUAGCGCAACAGAAAAUUGAGAUGAAUGGCGCAUGCGCAAAAGAAGUUGUACUAGGUGAACCAGUAGACUCAAGAACUAGAACAUCGAGUACUGGAAGCACAACACUGAAACCUCCUCCAACUACGGCGGAUCAAUCUUCUGAGAACUUUUCUUCGGCCUAUCGUCGAUUCCCGGUUCCCGCAGAAAUCCGCAAUUUGCUCACACGUCUCCGGAGUUUCCUGCUGAGACCUGCGAGUCGGCAUACACAACACGAUCCCAUGCGUGAGUUCGGGAAGCUUGUGCGAACUCUGAGAAACCAGGACGCCACUAUGCAGGGCUUCUCGCCUCCUAACGCCGCCAUUGCAGCGCUUCGGUCCUUCUUCCCCUCUACUGAAUUCUCUUCGAAAAUCUUGAACGAUCUCGUGGGUGCCUUCUACGUCGAGAUGGAAGUGGACCCGCAGCAGGCACAGACUCACGAACACGUGAGUGGAGCAAGUACAACGUUCGGAUUAGGCGGCUUCGACCAUGAAGCAUUCAUCUAUGCAUUGCGUCCGACGCUCACGCGUGCUCAGCGCAAACUCAUCGAUCAGACAUUCGAUGCGCUGGAUACUGAACAGAAAGGGUGUCAGAUUAAAUCGAUGAGCGUACUUUUUACAACAUCUUCAACUACCUGAACACAUGCACAGCAUGAUCAACAUUGAUUCAAACACAAAUAACAACACACAGGUAUUUGACGUUAGCAGAGGUAAAAAGGGCUUACCAUCCGAGGAACGAUCCACGGGUUGUUGGGAAGACGCAUUCGCCACACUUAGUUUGGGAAGAAUUCGUCCACACAUUCGAUGCUAUUGAUGAUGCUACAGGGAUUCUCUGGAAACAGCGAUUCUUAGAAUAUUAUCAGGUACUCUAAACGUCGGACCUUUCGACGUAGCAGUAGCUAGUACACAUGUUGGAGAAUUUUCGAGCACAGGCAGUCUGAGUGACUGUUUUCCCUUUCGCUUUCCAAAUUCAUGCAUGCAUACUACAAGAAUAACACAUUUUUUUUUACAGCACGAUCACAGAAGAUGAUCUAUUUUCACAACUACAGCUUCACGCAGAAUUGUUGCUCGAUUACGAGUUUGCGCAGCUGUUGCGAGGUGUCUGGCUUCCGACCGGUCACCCGGAUCAGACAGCGCAGGAUGAAGGACCAUUUCUCGUUGAAGUACAAGUGCCAGACAGUGCAACUGGCGGUGGUCAUCAACAUCAUCACGACGCAACAGCAGCCGACAGUAGCAACAAUAAGCCUAAAACGAUUAUUGCGGCCUUGCGCAACGAUCUGGGUUUGAAUAGAGAGCUAGCGGCUGAUGUGGAGGCAAGAUUGCACAGACAGGGGCUACCUGUACGCGUGGCGAAGAUUUUAGGCCACGUGGAUGAGGAGGAAUUAAGCAGCAGCAGUAGCAGCAAUGCAGAAGGAGACUUCUGAACAAGUUGCUUGCUGCAGAACGAAAAAGUAGAGAUGCUCAACUAGGUAGACGUAGACCCAAGUAUGCGGUUGCGGUGGAGGAACACAAGCCAGUUUUCAUAAUCCACCCACCGUACUAGAAGUUCACAUGGAAAGGAACGCAAUGGUAUCAGUCGAGGCAAAGGUGGUUGGCCUGCACUCCGGCAUCCAGAGAAGUGAAAGUGUAUCAAUGGAAGACCUCAACAUACUCUCACUGGUCUUGGUCAUACCUUUUCGCUGGAUCAAACUUGUACGUAGCAGGGGAGGACCAGGAUAGGUAGAACGAAGAGGCACGUCAGAAAAGAAGUAAUGAAUUUCUCAAUUCAUUGUGCUAAGUAGAGCGCGUGUCAGUGUUAGUCGAUAGUGCACGAGGCAUGGGCACGUCUCUAACAAUUGCUUGACCGAAGCCGAACCACGGAAACUUUCGGUUCAUGAAUGUGAAAGAGAAUAAAGUGGUUGACGUAGAAAAAG
This is a messenger RNA of Amoebophrya sp. A25, 2680 nucleotides long. The record is from the annotation of a GenBank genome assembly. Lineage: Eukaryota; Dinophyceae; Syndiniales; Amoebophryaceae.